GGACUAUCGUCAGUGCCGGCGCAUUCAAUAUAUAUGAUCGAUUCCAUCGUGACUGGUAGAAAGACGACGUGAAAAACAAGGUUAAAAAUAAACAUUAAAACAAAUAUAGCAUUUUUAAUUAGGAAAAACCAGUCAAAAAACUGAAUAACAACAAAUUACUUCAUUGGCGGCUGCAACACCACUGAUUGUGGCGCCAGAUCGACAAAGAAAUUCCAGUUCCGCCGGUAUUUCGGACGCGAAAAUAUUAAGUUGGCGCAUACACACAAUUUGAGAGAAGAAUUCAAAGUUUAAGUGAUCGAGCCCCAGCCGCCGCUCAAUCUCCCCAUUAUAAUUAGCCGUCAUACACUGAUCGAGAAGCAAAAACCAUAAAUGAAAAUAGUGUUGGUUAAACGGCUUCCGCGUAUAUUAACUAUCAUAGUUGUUGGGCUGCUUCUGCAAAAAUCAAAUGCAGACAUUCCCGAAUGCGAUUAUUACGACACUGUCGAUAUUUCGGCAGCUCAAAAGCUACAGAAUGGAUCGUACAUAUUCGAGGGGUUGCUCGUUCCGGCCAAUUUGACUGGAGAAUAUGAGUUCAGGAUCCUCCCGGACAACUCGAAGCAGAAGGUGGGCAAACACAUAAGAGGAUGUGUGUGCAAGGUGAAGCCCUGUGUCAGAUUUUGCUGCCCCCACAACCACAUAAUGGAUAAUGGCGUCUGCUACGACAACAUGACCGAGGAGGAGCUGACUGAACUGGAUCCUUUUCUUAACGUGACUCUUGACGACGGGACGGUGUUCAGCAGGCACUUUAAAAAAGAACUAAUCGUCCAGUGGGACCUACCGAUGCCGUGUGACGGAAUGUUCUCUCUAGACAACAGGGAUGAACUGGAUCAAUACGCGUUGUUCGAGAACGGAACUUUCUUUCGCUACUAUGACCGUGUGACCCUUAACAAGCGCGAGUACUGCCUUCAGCAUCUUACAUUCACAGAUGGUAAUGCAACGUCUAUUCGAAUUGCACCUCACAACUGCCUAAUACUGCCAUCCAGAACGGGACAGACGGUUGUGAUGAUCAUUUCGCUGAUAUGCAUGGCUCUAACGAUCACCGUUUACCUCUUCGUUAAGAAACUACAAAACUUGCACGGAAAAUGCUUUAUGUGCUACAUGGUGUGUCUCUUCUUGGGGUAUCUUUUGCUAUUGCUCGAUUUGUGGCAGAUGUCCUUUAACUUUUGCAUAACAGCAGGUUUUCUAGGCUAUUUCUUUGUCAUGGCCGCAUUCUUUUGGCUUUCCGUUAUCAGUCUGCAUCUUUGGAACACGUUCAGCGGCACCUCCCACAACGGGAAUCGCUUCUUAUCUGAGCAUCGGUUUGCGGCCUACAGUACCUAUGCCUGGGGCAUGGCGGUGGUCCUCACCGGAAUCACUUGUCUGGCCUAUAAGGUCGUGGAAAACGAGGAUUGGAAUCCUCGUGUGGGCGCCGAGGGACACUGUUGGAUAUAUACUCAAGGCUGGUCAGCCAUGCUCUACUUUUACGGCCCAAUGGUAUUUCUUAUAGCGUUUAACAUAACCAUGUUUAUCCUGACGGCUAAGCGUAUAAUAGGAGUGAAGAAGGACAUUCAGAACUUUGCCCACAGGCAAGAGAGGAAGCAGAAGCUGAACUCGGACAAACAGACUUACACCUUUUUCCUGCGGCUCUUCAUCAUAAUGGGAUUGUCGUGGAGUUUGGAGUUCGGCUCCUACUUUGCGCAAUUCAACCAAACUUGGGCCAACGUCUUUCUGGUGGCUGACUACUUAAAUUGGUCCCAGGGAAUCAUCAUAUUUAUACUGUUUGUUCUGAAGCCCAGCACGUUGAGACUCCUGAAGAAAAGCAUUAGGGGUGAGGGUGAGGAGGUCAACAACAGCGAAGAGGAGAUUUCGCUCGAGGACAGGAAGAAUUAUCAAAAUGCCCUGUAAUAGGAACCAUCCAAAAUCCACGAGGAGGAUCACUCUCCAUGG
Molecule: messenger RNA, 1965 nt
Organism: Drosophila erecta
Lineage: Eukaryota; Metazoa; Arthropoda; Insecta; Diptera; Drosophilidae
Product: G-protein coupled receptor Mth
Exons: 9
Coding region: 370-1923 (517 amino acids)
Biological process (GO): G protein-coupled receptor signaling pathway; cell surface receptor signaling pathway
Cellular component (GO): membrane
Molecular function (GO): G protein-coupled receptor activity
Source: RefSeq, a predicted model, not a curated record